Cyprinus carpio (common carp) is the source of this 6165-nucleotide messenger RNA. RefSeq names its product synaptotagmin-2-like. Gene Ontology annotation, cellular component: axon; dense core granule; synaptic vesicle membrane. The record is from RefSeq and is a predicted model, not a curated record. Gene Ontology annotation, molecular function: syntaxin binding; clathrin binding; calcium ion binding. Gene Ontology annotation, biological process: cellular response to calcium ion; regulation of dopamine secretion; synaptic vesicle endocytosis. Lineage: Eukaryota; Metazoa; Chordata; Actinopteri; Cypriniformes; Cyprinidae.
GUGUGUGUUCACUGGAGUGUGUGUGUGUGUAUAGUGCUGCAGUAACGAGUGAAGAGGGGGGAUGACUGCAGUUUCUCGGGCUGAUGGAAGAGCUGGAGCUGGAGACAUUUGCACGCCGCUGAAACGUUAACCCCUAAGUGCCUCGCUGGUGUAUGGCCCAGACGCUCAUUGAGGAUUAGGACCGAGCAGAUCACUGCAGUCAGGGUUUCUGUUGGUGUAGCCGUUAAGCAUGAAGUGGAAUUUGCUCAAGAAGAAGCCUGCGGCCAUGGUGGGCCCCGAGCCCACGGGUGCCAGUGCCCUGACCAUGGCCCCUGCUGUUUCCACACCUGCAGACAACUCCACCGAGCAUCAGGGUCCAGUCAGCAAGAAUGACGUCUUUGGUGACAUCAAAAACAAGUUCCUCAAUGAGAUGGACAAGCUUCCAUUGCCUCCCUGGGCCAUCAUCGCCAUUGCCAUCGUAGCCGUGGUCCUCAUUCUCACGUGCUGCUUCUGCAUCAUUAAAAAGACCUGCCUUAAGAAGAAAAAAGGCAAGAAGGGGAAGAAAGGCAAGGGAGACAUGGGAAUGAAGAACAUGAAGGGAGGAGAGAAACAGGAAGAAGAUGAUGAUGAAGAAGAUAUAGACAUGGGAAUAACUGAAGAGAAAGAGGAGGAACCGAAAGAGAAGGAGAAGCUUGGCAAACUGCAGUUCUCCCUAGACUACGACUUCUCUGACAACAAGUUGACAGUGGGCAUCCUGCAAGCUGCAGAUCUUCUCUCCAUGGACAGUGGCGGCACCUCAGACCCAUAUGUCAAAGUUUUCAUUCUCCCAGACAAGAAGAAGAAGUUUGACACCAAGGUGCACAAGAAAACCCUCAACCCCGUGUUCAACGAGACUUUCCACUUUAAGAUUCCAUUCACUGAAAUGGGAGGAAAGACUCUGGUCAUGUCUGUGUACGACUUCGACCGUUUCUCGAAGCAUGAUGUGAUCGGUGAGGUGAAGAUCCCCAUGAACACCCUGGACCUGGCACAACCUAUCGAGCAAUGGAGAGACCUGGAUAGCGCAGAGAAAGAAGAGCCUGAAAAGCUUGGAGAUAUCUGCAUCUCUCUGCGCUAUGUACCUACAGCUGGAAAACUCACCAUCUGUAUCCUUGAGGCUAAGAACCUGAAAAAGAUGGAUGUUGGAGGACUCUCAGAUCCCUACGUGAAGAUUCAUCUUCUACAGAACGGCAAGCGGCUGAAGAAGAAGAAGACGACUGUGAAGAAGAACACCCUGAACCCGUACUACAACGAGUCUUUCAGCUUUGAGAUCCCACAGGACCAGAUGCAGAAAAUACAAGCUGUGAUCACAGUGCUCGACUACGAUAAGAUCGGCAAGAACGACGCCAUCGGGAAGAUCUGGGUGGGCAGCAGAGCGCAGGGCACUGAGCUCCGGCACUGGUCCGACAUGCUGGCGAACCCACGCAGGCCCAUCGCUCAGUGGCAUCCACUCAAACCUGAGGAGGAGGUGGAUGCCACGUUAGCAGCCCUCACUGCCAAGAAGUAAUCCUGUUCUUCUUCCUUCCCUCCCUCUCUCCUUUAACUCCUUCCUCCCUUUCUUUCAUUUUUCAACAUGCACAACACGUCAUCUUACUCAAUCAGCACUGAAUUACAGCCAUGGGCCACCAGACUAGAGGUAUUAAACAAGACCAUUUGGUCUCAUCAACAGCUAAAAUGAGAUAGUGAAGAGAGAGACUCUUUCCACAGAUGUUCCUGAAGAGAGGCCGAGCUCAUAGGUUUGUAUAUCCUCCAGAAGAGAUGUAAGCUCACACUCACAAUCAAAUAUCCAACAGCAUUCCAAAGUUUUCCAUCGGGGACCAGGGAUAGAAAACACUGCCUCUUCCACUGCCUAAUUUAACACAUUCCUUCUAGAUUCUCUGGCCAUCUAGAUGAAAUCAGUUCUGUUACUUUUGUUGAGUCUGAAAGGACAGUGAAGAAUUGUUUAUCUUUGUGAAUUGGGGACUGGAGAGAUAGUUGGACUCGAUGCUCCUGCCCAGCCAGAAGGAAUCUUUCAGGUGUCGCUUACACUGCCUGCAAAACCACCUUUUCUUCCAUUCUUCAGUUCCAGCUGUCAGCUGGCUUCUUCCACUGCCCAACAUCCUAACAAACCCUGUCAAAAAGGAGACAAGCCUUGAAACAUCAUGAAAUAAGCAAUUCUUAGCUGCCAGGGACGUCUUCCUGUUAGCAUCGGUGUAUUUGUUUCUUUGCUUUGAUUUCUUGUAGUAAAUGUAUUCUGCCUGAGCACUUUAAAUGAAGGUGUGUUUUUGUUCCAGUCAAUGCUUCAUUUUGUACAUUUUUGAUGUAAAAGGAAUUCCUCUCAUUAAAGGAAUAGUUCAUCAAAAAAUGAAAAUUAAGUCAUCAUUUACUCACUUUUCUUUCUUACGGCAGUGGAACACAAAAGGAGAUGUUUCAAAGAAUGUUCACGCUGCUCUCUUCCAGACAAAGGAGGUGAAUAGUGACCCAGAGGCAGUGAAGCUUACAAAAAUAUGAAUAAUUGACUUAAAGUCUUCUGAUGAUCUGACACUGAAAUUCAGGUUAUUAUUCACAAAAUUUAUUAAAAUCUUGCUUGACAGACUUGGUCGCGAUUGACUUUUAUUGUGUGGAAAAGAGCAGCGUGAACAUUUUACAUUUUUCAAAAUGUCUCCUUUUGUAUGGAAGAAAGAAAGAAUGUCAUACGGGUUUCAAAAAACAUGAGUGAACUAUUCCUUUGAGAAAUUGCAUCACUUUUUGUUUUCGUGUUUUAUUCAUGGUUUAAACCAGACGUUCUUAUGGUUUCACGAGAAGAGCUGAUAGAAGGCACUGUUAUGUGUGUAUUUACUGCACAUCUUACCAAACCGCUGAACUUAUUUGCACUACUGGAACUGCGUUCUGUACACGUUGCUCUAUCAAUCUCAAUACUUGCUUUUGUGAUGCCGCAUUCUUGAUUCGAGUUGUCAGAGUUUGCAUUUGUUUAAAAAGGGAGCUUGUAUCAUUUGAAAGCUGUUUUAGGGCUUGCAGUAUGAGUCAUUGUGUGAGGAUGUGAAUCUCAGAAUAUCAUUAUGCUUAAGACCGACAGAACUAAAUCUUUGUGCAUUUUAUUAUCCUCAUAUUGCCUGUAGGAACUCUUUUGGCAAUGAUGGUAUCUUGUGAUAUUUGUUCAGUUAUUAAAUAGUUGGGAAAUUAAGCAAAUUUGCAAGCCUGAAUUGGAUCAAGACUUUUUUGGAGCAUCAUUUAUUGAGUGUAGACUUAUAAACCAGGCCAAAAACAUAAUGUAAAGAGCCAAGAGUGGAUUUGAGGGUAACCCAAUAAAAACCAAUUCAUUCUCAUAAGGAAACGUCACUUUAGCGGCUUUUUUCCUGCAUUACUAACAUCUCUGUGGUAAUGUAUUCAAACAACAUGCAACAUCACUCUACUGCCACAAUGAACAAUAAUUUAUCCAAUUGCUUUUAGAGGCUAAUUAUCUUAUAUUUUCUCCUUAUAUUUUCUCACGUAAAUAUAAUCAAACAAAUCAAAGCCAUUUUGUGUCAUUCAAAUCUAAAAAUAUCUGAAGAUUGCGGCAAAAUCUUCAUUUAAAAGUUGCUUCAGUGACGUCUCCCGUAUGAGAUUCUCCUGGAUAAAACAGAAGCAGCUUUUCUGUGUUCAGUUGCAAUAACUCUGAUGUUCGAUUGUGGAAUAAUAGGUAUUUCCAUCCACAUUCAUAGUGCAAUUUGACAUUUUCAUGUCUAAUGAAUGUGUGAUUAUUUAUCAUUUGUUUAUAUGACAUCAUGCUUUUAUUUUUCCACUAGUAUCGUAUCGAAACCACAUUUUAGGAAUCACUGUCUUUGUUUACUCUUAGGUUUAGUCUCUUACAUAAAUAUGUCCCUCAUUUUGAAGAACUUUAACAAAAAAAUCGCAACGAACACCCCCUCCCCUAACCCAUAGGCGUGUAUUUUGACCUCUAUAUGCAUAGUUCCUACUUUAUGAUACUGCAUGUUACAAUACAAAAAGAUGCGCAUGUUUCAGAGAUGAAGCAAAGAAUAAAAAGAAUAAAAAAUAUUGUGUACCUAAGUAGGCGUUCUUUGUCAUUUUAAUAACAUAACGGAGGGGGAUAAGAUACUGUGUAUAUUUUCUAAUCGAAUCAAAUAUGUAUUUAUUUUCUGUGAGUGGGUAUUGGAGAGAAUAUGAAGUAUACUAGACUAAUGUUCAUUUUCAGAUUCAAUCCAUGCCUGGACAUCAAGAGCAGAUACUGUGUUAAGUGCUUUGUGUGAAUUAAUAUAGAAUGAAAACGUAGCCGCAUGCUUGCCGUCUACUAAUAUUGCUAAGGAACAAAAUGUUUAUCUAUUCAUUUAUUUAUUUAUUUAUUCAAAAUGAUUAUUUUUCAGAGUAAUAUUUGUAUGUCUCUUUGUCAGAAUAUGUUUGUGGGAAGUCAAAACUUCCAGCGGGGGCUCCAAGUGAAUAUUCCCACCACCCCCAACCAAUCAUUAAGAUUGUUUUUUUUUUUUUUUUUUAAAUGACACUUUAGUAUCAUUUUUUCACUUGUCAGUGCCAAUGAGAGAAGUCACGUUUACUGCCAUUUUUUCGGACUUUAUGUCAUUCUUGCGUGAUUUUUUUCAGACCAACUGAUUUCUACCUUGGCAACAAAAUUGCCGGAGCACAAUGUUAUCAAUCAAGUUAUAGAAAUCUUGGAGUCCCCGUUGUUUUUUUAACUAGCUUUUAUUUAUGAAUCUUUUACAUAAGAGCAGCGUUUAACUAGCCAAUAAUCCAUAAGUUUGUGUGUGUGUGCGAGUGUGAAUAAGAUAAAGCCAUAAGACUUGAGCUAAAUCUUUGGAGCUCAGCUAUAUAGAUGAUCCUAAAACGUCUCCUCCUUUCAUAGGCCAAUGAAUCUCCUCGACAUUCCACAUAGUCUGUGAAGCUACGGGGCCACACUGUUUCCUAAAAUGUGCUAAAUUAAUCAUUAUUGGCAGUUUAACUUGAAUUAGUCAGUCUUUCUGUUAAUAAUGUGUCUUUUCAAUGGUUUCUUAUUGAUUGUAUGAUGAUUUCAAUGUAUACUGGGUUCUGUAAGCGCCUUUAUUUAACACAAAGUGUGCUAGGGAUGUCUGUAUGAACAUAUACAUGUGGUCAUAGUUGUUGCCAUUCCACUAUAUAUGUACACACAUGCAUUUUUGGGCAAAGGGCAAUUAAAAUGGUUGUAUAACUAUGAAAAGUUGUUUGUUUUUACCAUUUUAGUAAUAAUUCACUAUCCAAAAUGUGAUAUGGGAUACCUAAAAAGUAUAUAAUUUGCACAUUCGGACAAUAAAAUUGAACAGAAUUGUGCAGAAGUUAAGUAAUUUCAAUCAGAAUUGCUUGAGGUUUGAGUGUGAAUGUGUGUGAUCUUAAUAAUAAUGCAUAGACCCUUUAAUAAAUAAUAAUUCUUUGUUGUGAGUUACUCAAGCACUGCCAUUCUGCCUGUAUGGCAGCGUGCACAAUGAACAUUUGUUUGAAACAUUCCUGAUCGUAAACCACAGAGUUGUUACUUUCAAGCAAAGAUAUUUGGGAGCAGUUUAAAAAACGCCGAUGGAUUUCAUCUUUAAGUUGCUCUCCAUGUACAAAUCUGCUUACAAAACCAGCUUGCUUGUCUUUGUAACUCUCCGUGACUGUUUUAUUUCAUACAAAUCAAUGAGAGACUGCUCUAACGCCCAUAACAGAGAGGUUUUCAUAUUUUGUUGAAUGCUAGCCAAUGCCUUCAUAUCUGCUUUGGCGUAAUCACAUUGCAAAUCUGGGGAUAAAAGAAUCAAAGAAUCAAGUCUGUCACUGUCUCUUUAAUUUGAUUCUUCUCUUGCACUUUUCAUUCUGCUUAUCUAGAGUUGUAAAAUGCUCUUUUUUCUCUUUGUGGUGAUCUGUUCUUUUAGUCGGUGGGAGAUUGUGAGGGUUUGUCCCUCAGGCUGUUUGUACCUGUUUCGGUGUUCUCGUGUGCGUGUGUUCAUGUCUGUAUUGUCGUGCCUAGUGUGGAUCAAUCGCAUGCUUUAGCCCUUGAUGGGACACUUUGAGAAAACGUUGCUCACAGACUCUUCCCACAACCCCCUAGUGGACAGUACAUGAGCAUCAGCAAUCCUUGUAAAGACGUCAAGGGAACCAAAUAGCUCUACAGAUUUACCAUGUGUGUUACCAGCUCUGUACUGAAACAAGUGAGAAAAUAAAGGCCUUUUAAUUAUA